Messenger RNA from Candidozyma duobushaemuli, 1770 nucleotides. It is a transcript of the gene FRS1, whose product is annotated as phenylalanine--tRNA ligase subunit beta. Gene Ontology annotation, molecular function: ATP binding; magnesium ion binding; phenylalanine-tRNA ligase activity. Bases 1 to 1770 code for a protein of 589 amino acids. The record is from RefSeq and is a predicted model, not a curated record. Gene Ontology annotation, biological process: phenylalanyl-tRNA aminoacylation. Gene Ontology annotation, cellular component: cytoplasm; phenylalanine-tRNA ligase complex. The transcript has a single exon. Lineage: Eukaryota; Fungi; Ascomycota; Pichiomycetes; Serinales; Metschnikowiaceae.
AUGCCUACUAUACCUUGUGACAAAGCCGAUCUUUACGAGCUUCUAGGCAAAGAAUACACUACUGAGGAAUUCGAUGAGUUGUGUUUCGACUUCGGCCUCGAGUUGGACGAGGACACCACAGAUGAUUGUGCCGAAGGUGAGAGACCUCAGUUGAAGAUCGAGGUUCCUGCCAACAGAUAUGAUAUGUUGUGUAUUGAAGGUAUUGCUCAGGCUCUCAAUGAGUUUUUGGGUAGAAAAGAAGCUCCCAACUACGUUUUGGAGCCUUCCAAGCCUGAGAUCAGCAUGACAAUUGAGGAGUCCACCCAGCAGAUCAGACCUUACGCCGCUGCUGCCGUCUUGAGAGAUGUUGAGUUCGACGAGAGAAAGUACGCCUCUUUCAUUGCUUUGCAGGACAAAUUGCACACAAACUUGUGCCGUAACAGAACCUUGGUCGCUAUCGGAACUCACGACUUGGACACUUUGACCCCACCAUUCGUCUACCAGGCUUUGCCUCCUAAAGACAUUCAGUUCGCUCCUUUGAACCAGGAGAAGGUUAUGAACGGUGAAGAGUUGAUGGAAUUCUACGACAAGGACAAGAACUUGGGUAAGUAUUUGCACAUCAUCAGAGACUCGCCAGUAUACCCAGUCAUUUAUGACUCCAAGAGAAAUGUCUGCUCCUUGCCACCUAUCAUCAACUCCAACCACUCCAAGAUCUCCCUCAAUACGAAAAACGUCUUUAUUGAGGUCACCGGUACUGACAAGACCAAGACUGACAUUGUCAUUGAGCAGAUGGUCGCCAUGUUCUCUGGUCACUGCAAGAAGCCAUUCGUCAUCGAGCCAGUUCAAAUCAACUCCUCGCACAACAAGCAGGACAGAGUCAGCCCUAAUAUCACUCCUAGACCUUUCAAGGCCGAGGUACCCUACAUCAACUCGUGCUUGGGCUUGGACUACUCCGGCGAGGAGAUCUCCAAGUUGUUGAAGAAGAUGUCCUUGCAGGCCAAGCCUGCUGACGACACGACUCUUGACGUCAAGAUCCCAAUCACCAGAAGUGACAUUUUGCAUCAAUGUGACAUCAUGGAAGAUGCUGCAAUUGGCUACGGCUACAACAGUUUGAAGAAGACCAAGCCUCAGAGUGAUUCCUUGGUCGCUGCUCCAUUGCCAAUCAACAAGGUUGCCGACAUUCUCAGACUUGCCUCCUCCCAGUCGGGCUACUUGGAAGUGUUGCCCUUGACUUUGUGCUCGCAUGAUGAAAACUUCAAAUUCUUGAGACUUCAAGACGACGGCCAGACGGCGGUCAAGUUGGAGAACCCCAAGACUUUCGAAUACCAGGUUGUCAGAACUACCUUGCUUCCAGGUAUUCUUAAAACUAUCAAGGAGAACAGAAAACACUCAUUGCCUAUCAAGGUUUUCGAGUGUGGUGACAUUGUUUUGAAGGACAACAACUUGGAGAGAAGAGCCCUCAACCAAAGAAACUGGAGCGCCAUCUACGCUGGCAAGACCUCUGGUUUCGAGUUUGUCCAGGGUUUGUUGGGUAAGAUCAUGCAAACAGUGAGAACCCCAUGGAUAGAAAAGCCACAGGAGAACAAGACCAGAGGCUACUGGAUUGAGCAGGACGACUCCAACCCUACCUUCUUCCCAGGAAGAGGUGCCAAGAUCUUCUUCAGAGUAAGCGAGGGAGCUGAGCCUCAACACAUCGGUGCCAUUGGUGUGUUGCAUCCUGAAGUUUUGGGCCACUUUGAGAUCCCAUAUGCCGCCUCGUCGGUCGAGAUUAAUGCCGAGGUCUUCUUGUAA